Enterobius vermicularis (human pinworm) is the source of this 402-nucleotide messenger RNA. The record is from the annotation of a GenBank genome assembly. Lineage: Eukaryota; Metazoa; Nematoda; Chromadorea; Rhabditida; Oxyuridae.
AUGAUCUAUGGUCGACGCUAUGAGGCUGUCCGCAGGGUGCUCAGGAAGGUGCGCCGUGAGGCUGGCCUGACCCAAGUACAACUUGCUGAAAAGCUCGGCAAGGGGCAGAGCUACGUGUCCAAGGUGGAGCGUGGGGGUGACAUGGCAUAUUUAAUUGCUUGGUUUGCUGGGGCUGUGAUUGGUAUUGGAUAUGUUUUUUCUCACAACCCGCCAAUGUCUCUUUCUUGGUUAUGGGCAGUAGUUCGGCUAAUAGGCACUCUGUUCAUACCUAUUGUUGUAGAAAAAGUGGUGAGUCAGGAAAAAGAGAGGGUAGGAGUCAGUUGGUGGCAAAAUGCGGCCAUAAUUAUCUCUUUAGCCAUUGCCACAAUGAUUUCGGUUUCUGGAGAGGGGCACUUGUUCUAA